AUGGAAGUUGAUGCAGCAACGAUGAUGGGUGUUGGAAUUUGUGUGGCAUUUGUUAUCAUACUGCUAACGAAAGCACUGAAUUGGUUGUGGCUGGAGCCGAAAAGGGCAGAGAGAUUCCUCAGAGAACAAGGCCUAAAGGGAAACUCAUACACACUUUUCUUUGGAGACAUCAAACCAAUGACAACCAUGUUAAAGACAGCAAAAUCUAAACCCAUAAACAUCAACGAUGAUGUUGUACCUCGUCUCACUCCUUUUCUACAUCAACUCCUUAAAAUUUAUGGUAAGAAUUCGUUUUCAUGGUAUGGCCCCAAGCCUACAGUGAACAUUAUGGAUCCUGAAGCAAUAAAAGAAGUUCUGAAUAGGAUACAUGACUUUCCAAAGCCGACCUACAAUCCACUUGCCAAGUUCUUGAUAACAGGACUUGUAGACCUUGAGGGUGAAAAAUGGUCAAAACACAGAAAGAUUAUCAACCCUGCAUUUAAUCUCGCCAAGCUCAAGCUUGUGUUACCUGCAAUGUAUCAAAGUUGCAGCGAGAUGAUAAACGAAUGGAAGAUGUUAAUAUCUGAAAAAGGAACAGGAUCAUGUACGGUAGAUGUUUGGCCUUUUGUCAAUAGCUUAUCUGGUGAUAUGAUUUCUCGUACGGCUUUCGGAAGUAGCUAUGAAGAGGGGAGAAAAGUAUUUCAACUUCAAAAAGAACAAGCUGAACUUACUGCCAAGGUCCUUCUUUCUGUUUAUGUUCCAGGGUGGAGAUUUGUACCAACAAAAUUGAACAAGAGGAUGAAGGAGAUAGAGUAUGAAAUUCGAAAUGUGCUUAGAGGAAUUGUCCAAAAACAGGAGGCUGCAAUGAAGACAUGCAAAGCUGCAAAUGAUAACUUGUUGGGAUUACUAUUGGAAUCCAAUCAAAAGGAGAUAGAAGAUAAUGGACAAAACAAGAAUGUUGGAAUGAACACCGAUGAUGUAAUUAACGAGUGUAAGCUAUUUUACUUUGCCGGACAAGAAACAACGUCGGUUCUACUUAAUUGGACAAUGGUGUUAUUAAGUAGGUUUCCCAAUUGGCAAACACUAGCAAGAGAAGAGGUCAUCGAGAUUUUUGGUACAAAAGAACCAGACUACGAUGGAUUAAAUCGUCUAAAAGUUGUAACAAUGAUUUUGUGCGAGGUUCUAAGGCUAUACCCACCAGUUACUGCCAUUACCAGAGUUGUCCAAAAGGAAACUAAGGUUGGAAAUUUAACUCUACCUACCGGAGCACUUGCUAUUGUUCCAACCAUAUUGGUACACCAUGAUUGUGAUCUGUGGGGCAAUGACGUUAAAGAGUUCAAACCAGAAAGAUUCUCUGAAGGGGUCUUAAAGGCAACAAAUGGUCAAGUUUCAUUUCUACCAUUUGGAUGGGGUCCACGAAUAUGCAUUGGCCAAAACUUUGCUUUGCUUGAAGCCAAAAUGGCUUUGUGCUUAAUCCUACAAAACUUCUUCUUUGAGCUUUCUCCAUCAUAUAUUCAUGCUCCAAUAACAGUGAUAACUGUUCAACCUCAGUUUGGCACACCUAUCAUUUUACAUAAGUUGUAG
Messenger RNA from Abrus precatorius (Indian licorice), 1563 nucleotides. RefSeq names its product cytochrome P450 CYP72A219-like. The transcript is spliced from 5 exons. The coding region runs from base 1 to 1563 and encodes 520 amino acids. Gene Ontology annotation, molecular function: monooxygenase activity; iron ion binding; heme binding. The record is from RefSeq and is a predicted model, not a curated record. Lineage: Eukaryota; Viridiplantae; Streptophyta; Magnoliopsida; Fabales; Fabaceae.